Molecule: messenger RNA, 4337 nt
Organism: Thamnophis sirtalis
Lineage: Eukaryota; Metazoa; Chordata; Lepidosauria; Squamata; Natricidae
Source: RefSeq, a predicted model, not a curated record
GUGGAGAGAGAACUUGUGGUGUACAUGAACUAAUUUGCAUUAGAAAAGUAUCUCCUGAGGCAGUUGGAUUUCUAUCAGCAGUUGGGGUACUUAUCAUCUUGCUGUUGAUUCUUUUUCUGUAUAUUAACAAGAAGAUGUGUUUUGAAAAUAUUGGAGGCCUCCCAGACCUCAAUUCCCAUUACACUGCCAGAAAAAAUUCACAGGACAAACUGCAUAAUUUAUAUAUAAAUAAGGACCAGCAUGGUUCAUCAUCGGAGAGUGAAGAUGAGGCACUGGGUAAAUACCAUGAAGCCUUGUCAAGAACCCAGAGUUCAUGGCCACCAGCAGGCAACAGUAGACAACAGAAAAAUUAUCGCUGGGAAACCAGACAAAAAUAUAGCCCUUUGUCUGCAGAGUAUGAUGGGUAUAGUAGCGAAGCCUCUGUAGAUGAAGCAGACUGUAUUCAAAGAAUGAGACAAACACCUCCUCUUGAUGAAUUGCAGCCUCCACCAUAUAUGGAUGAUAGUGGCUCUCCGCAUCUUUCCUGUACACCUUCUGAAUUUGGUGAGAGCAAAUGUGAAUUCUCUCAGUGCAGCAACAGUCCAAGAUGUUCUUAUAAAUGCCCAAGUGAAGGAAGUAACGGGCAUGAAAUAGAAAGUUUCCAUAACAAAGGAUAUGAAGAAGAUGUGCCUAGUGAUAGUACUGCUGUCCUUAGCCCAGAGAAUCUGUCUGUUCAAGGAUCAUCAUCACAGCUCCCUAAAUCUUUUGAUCCAGAACCAGAAGCUAAAUAUGGUACCUUGGAUGUGACUUUCGACUAUGACUCACAGGAACAGAGGCUUUUGAUAACAGUCACAGCUGUCACAGACAUUCCAAAUUAUAACAAGACAAGUGGAAGUCUGUGGCAAGUACACCUAGUUCUCCUUCCAAUCAAGAAACAGAGGGCAAAAACCAGCAUCCAGCGUGGUCCCUGUCCUGUUUUUACCGAGACAUUUAAAUUUAAUCAUAUUGAGUCUGAGAUGAUUGGGAAUUAUGCAGUACGCUUUAGACUAUACAGUAUACGUCGUGUAAAAAGAGAAAGAAUUUUAGGAGAAAAGAUAUUUUACUUAACCAAAUUAAAUCUUCAAGGAAAGAUGUCAGUACCGGUGACUCUAGAACCAGCAUACAACAUUUCUGGCUGUGAGUCCCAAAUGAGCAUGUCAGAGGCAUCCUGCAGCGAAAGUAUUUCCUCUUGUCAAUCUUUGGCACAUGGCUCAGCUCCCGAAAUCCUCAUCGGAUUGCUUUAUAAUGCCACAACUGGAAGACUAGCAGCAGAAGUGAUAAAAGGCAGCCACUUCAAAAACUUGGCAGCAAACAGACCACCCAAUGGACUGUUCUGUUGUCUAAAACACUUGAUAGGUGGACAGGUUUAUAUAAUACGAGAUACAUUUGUUAAGCUGACAUUGCUGAAUUCCAUGGGUCAAGAGAUGUCCAAAUGCAAGACAUCCAUCCGAAGAGGGCAGCCAAAUCCAAUCUACAAGGAGACCUUUAUUUUUCAAGUGGCACUCUUUCAGCUUUCCGAAGUUACACUUAUAUUAUCUGUGUAUAACAAACGCAGCAUGAAGAGAAAGGAAAUGAUAGGCUGGAUUUCUUUAGGUUUGAACAGUUCUGGUGAAGAGGAGCUGAACCACUGGACUGAGAUGAAAGAAUCAAAAGGACAACAAAUAUGUAGGUGGCACUCUUUAUUAGAAUCUUAAUAUACAAUUGAAGCUCCACUGAAUGUCACCGUACAAUGAGAUUGUUGUUUUCAUACAGCUAAAAGACUCUUACAGAAAUUACAAAUUUUUGUAUUUCAAAUUAACAUUCCUCUUUUAAAAGUGCACAAAAUGCUGUGAAGAAGUAUAAACAUUCACAUUUUCAUUUAAUAUUACUGAUUUUUUUAAAGCGCCAGAUACAGAAAACAGCAACUACAAGUGUUUAUCAUGGAACAUUUAGGAUUCUCUCACCUAUUCUUAUUUUGGUUAACAUACAACUUUUAUGUAAAUCCUUUAUUUGUAUGAAAUUCUCUUAUUGUCCCUCCCUUCCUUUUACUAGUGUUACGCUUCAUGUUGUAGAUGAUCUAUCAAGAAGCAGAAUGGGGGGAGAAGAAUGGUUAAAUGGCAGAAAAGAAAGCUCAACAAUAAGAGAGAAAUAUUGUAGGUUUGCUAUACUAGAAGUCUUGUUUUUUCCCCCCAUUCUUAGUGAUUUAACAUUUCUGACAGUGUACGUCUGAAGAGUUGCUAUGCAAGAGAAGCUAGAUGCUGACUACUUAUGAGAUUCUCUGUGGUGUCUGUUUUAAACAUGAUUUUCCCCCUCAGAGAGCUGAAACUGUUUUGAAAGAGAAUUACCAUUUAUGGUGCAAAGAUGCAUAACUUUCAUUCUUGAUAAAUAGGCUUUUGUAUUAUUUCAAAAGCUGUAAAACGUGUUUGACCAGAUUGUAAAUCUCACCUCUUAAAAAUUAUUGGGAUGGUGUCUUCAGUUUAACAUAUGUAUGAUGCAGGAUUAUUCAUUGUGUGCCUUCUUUGGAUCUUAAUGAAAUAGGACCCAGUGUAAGCACUGAGCACUUUUCAAUUUUCUGAUUCCUCAUUUGCCAGCUUGAAAGCACAGGAUCCAAAGAUUUGCACAAGGGAGCUUUGGAUAUGUGAUUUUGAAAAGCAGAAUUCUUUUCUUUGAAACUGUGCUUCCACAUAAAUGUUUCUAAUGGUACUAAUCAAAAUAUAUUGUGUGACUGUUCCAUCUUUCCUUAAUAAAAUUUCUAUGCUCAGAAAAAACAAGAAAGAGAAACUAUGGGAAAAAAACAUGGAGGUUUACAAGUAGAAGACAAUAAUAUCUAAUUUCUCCAUAAAAUUCUAUGAAUGCAAUAGGGCAAAGCAGUGUGAUGUAGUGGGAGGUCUAUUCUUCAAAGGAAAAAGGUAAAACAAUUCACUUGGCAUUCAGAAGUUCCUGGAUAUAAGUAAAGUAGUCCCUUUACCCAUUUAUAAGAGGCUUGGAGAAGCUGACAACAACUUGCAGGCAGUUUCUUCUCAUGGAUUUCUCAAUGAGAGUUGUUUAGUUUAAGUAAGAAAAAAGAAAGGAUUUCACUCAUAGAUGCUUUUUAACUAAGGUAUUUGGUCUUUAUAUGAAUUAUUGUUAUUGGAAGUUCAGAAUCUAAGAAAUACAUAAAUAUUUUUUUAAACAAAGUUUUAGAAAUUCAGUGAUGAUAAAAUUUUGGAAUAAUAAUAUCUGGAUAACUUUAGAUAAUGAAUUAAUCCCAGCAAUUAAUUCGCUUUCUUUCUCACACACAUGCACACAACCUUGAAAAAGACAGUUUCAUGAAUUACAAUAGUUGAUGUAUACAAGGAAUGAGCUUGUUUAUUCAAGAAUUCUUGCAAUAAAUGAUUUCAUUUCUUUCUUUUCAAUGAUUGCAAGAUUUCAGUUAUGUUGAAGGUUAAGAUACUGCUUGCCAUGAAUAUAGUGUAAAGAUCAUGACAGAAGAAAGUAUAACUUAACACCCACGAUGUCUAUGGAAUCUAUAUUGGUUGUAAACAUAGCCAGAACUGAUGACUUCUAUUUAAGUGCUAGAGAAACUGAAAAAAAGAAGGAUCAAUGCAUUUCCUUUUAUACUGUAUUUUCCGGCGUAUAAGACCACUUUUUAACCCCAAAAAAUUAUUUCAAAAAUUGGGAGUCGUCUUAUACGCUGGGUAUACCAAAAAACUAAAACAAAAGAAAAAGCAAUGCCGGCAAGCAAAAGGCCACACCUCCACCAGUGCAGAUUCUGACCUUUCAAUCGAUAACCUCGGUGCUUUUUGCCUGGGCACAUGGAUGGAUGAGCACUGGGAUGGCUUAAUAAGGUCUGGCUGGAGGAGGAAGGCGCUGAGCUCAAACUACGAAAGCCCGACAGCGUGGAGGCCUUCAGCCGGCUCGUGGGCGCCUGAAAGUAGGGGGUUGUCUUAUACGUCCAGUCACCUUAUAUGGCGGAAUAUAUGGUACUUAAAGUAGACUGAUUAAGUACAUGUUUAAUACUCUUACUCCCAAUAAUAUUGAAUGCUGCUAUGUUUGAGAUCAAAGACGUUGCAGACUUGCAUGAAUGAAUUCAAGUCCGUCACAUGAAGAAUGUGUAACGUUCCCAGUUUGAAAUUUUUUAAAAACCUCCUUAAAAUUUCUCAGCCGUAGUCUUAAAAUUGUUAUUCAGUGCCUUUCAUGUUUCACCACUUAAAUUUGUAACUAUAAUGUGAUGCUGAAUUGAUUGAUUUUAAAAGUUUAUCAAAUGAUUUUUUUCCCUGUGUUGCAUGAAAUGUAUAGCACAAGAAAUGUAACUUUGUUAAUAAAUACUGUUCAGGAUCUUUUGCAAACUUAAAUAUAAA